Molecule: messenger RNA, 1963 nt
Organism: Oncorhynchus gorbuscha (pink salmon)
Lineage: Eukaryota; Metazoa; Chordata; Actinopteri; Salmoniformes; Salmonidae
Product: zinc finger protein 883-like
Exons: 2
Coding region: 225-1811 (528 amino acids)
Biological process (GO): negative regulation of transcription by RNA polymerase II
Molecular function (GO): DNA-binding transcription repressor activity, RNA polymerase II-specific
Source: RefSeq, a predicted model, not a curated record
UUCAACAACUGCAGCCACCUCGGUUGCUCGCUAGCCAACGAAGUCGGAACGUUCAAGUUCUUUAGACAAUUUCGUGGUUUAAUUGCCACUAGGAUUUAAACAUACUUAUAUGUAAACAACUAGCUACCCCAUUUAAUUUAAUAUUUACGUUGUAAAUCAACUAGCUGGCUGGUUAAGUUAGCACUAGUCUAUUCGCUAAUGCUAACUAGCUAUUAUCCCUGACCAUGAGUUCACUAAACUACUCUCCUCCUGCUGAAGAAGAGGUGGUCUGCUGGACGGAGAAGGAAACUCUCGUGAAAGAGGAGGAGGAAGAGGAGGCUGUUACAAUACAAAAACAAGUAGAGGGUGAGGCUGUUACCGUGAAAGAUGAAGAGGAAGACGUUACAGUGAAAGACGCGUUCAGAGUGAAAGAGGAGGAGGAUGUUACCGUGAAAGAAAAUGAGGAUGAUGCCGUUUUUGGAGUAGAAGAUGAAGUUUUUGGAAUAACGGAUGAAGAGGGGGAGAUUACUGUCACACUUGAGGAGGACGAAGAAGAGCAGACUAGAGAUCUGAUUAACACCAGUAAAUACAGAUUGAGACGGGACUAUCGUGGAUCCUCUGGGGAUCCUCAACAACAUCAUGAUGCUGACGAGGCAGAGAAAAGUCUUUCCAGAUCAGAACUCCUCAAGAAACACCGACAGAGACCUACAGGGAAAAAAACUCACUGCUGCUCUGACUGUGGGAAAAUAUUCAAUUCUUCAGUAGACCUUAAAAUACAUCAAAGAAUUCACACUGGAGAGAAACCUUUUGGCUGUGAUCACUGUGGGAAGAGUUUUAUUCGUCUACAAACCCUGAAAUCACACCAGAGAAUUCACACUGGAGAGAAACCUUAUGGCUGUGAUCAAUGUGGGAAGAGUUUUACUCAGCUAAACAGCCUGAUGGUACACCAGCGGGGACAUUCAGGAGAGAAACCGUAUAGCUGUAAUCGAUGUGGGAAGAGUUUUUCUACAUCUAGCUAUCUAACUAUACACCAGAGAACACAUACAGGAGAGAAACCAUAUAGCUGUAAUCAAUGUGGGAAGAGUUUUAUUCGUCUACAAACCCUGAAAUCACACCAGAGAAUACACACUGGAGAGAAACCUUAUAGCUGUGAUCAAUGUGGAAAGAGUUUUACUCACCUUAACAGCCUCAUAGUACACCAGCGGACACACACAGGAGAGAAGUCUUAUAGCUGUGAUCAAUGUGGAAAGAGAUUUUCUACAUCUAGUUAUUUAAAGAUACACCAAAGAACACACACAGGAGAGAAACCACAUAGCUGUAACCAAUGUGGGAAGAGUUUCACUCAGCUAAACAGCAUGAUAGUUCACCAGCGGACACACACAGGAGAGAAAGUUUUUAAAUGUGAUCAAUGUGGGAAGAGUUUUGGUACAUCUGGAUGUCUGAAGACACACCAGAGAACACACACAGGAGAGAAACCGUAUAACUGUAGUCAAUGUGGGAAGAGUUUUGGUACAUCUGGAUGUCUGACAACACACCAGAGAACACAUACAGGAGAGAAACCGUAUAACUGUAGUCAAUGUGGGAAGAGUUUUACUACAUCUAGCCAGCUGACUUUACACAAGAGAACACACACUGGAGAGAAACCUUAUAGCUGUGAUCAAUGUGGGAAGAGUUUUUCACGGCCAGACAGCCUGAAUAUACACAAGCGGACACACACAGGAGAGAAACCUUAUAGCUGUAGUAAAUGUGGGAAGGGUUUUACUACAUCUUGCCAGCUUACUUUGCACCAGAGAAGACACACAGGACAGACUCCUUAUAGCUGUACUCAAUGAGGGAAGAGUUUUACUUUGCUUAACAGCCUGGUGUCACACCAGAGAACACACACAGGAGAGAAAUCUCUUAGCUGUAAUCAAUGUGGGAAGAGAUAAUCUGAUAAAAGAUCUCUGACUAAACAUCAGAAAAUACAUAAAGGAGUUGUUUCAUG